Notolabrus celidotus (New Zealand spotty) is the source of this 678-nucleotide messenger RNA. Its product is annotated as U11/U12 small nuclear ribonucleoprotein 48 kDa protein-like. The transcript has 4 exons. The record is from RefSeq and is a predicted model, not a curated record. Bases 61 to 603 code for a protein of 180 amino acids. Lineage: Eukaryota; Metazoa; Chordata; Actinopteri; Labriformes; Labridae.
CUACGUCAUAACCCCGCGCGGCGCACAGGGCUGCAGCUGAAGCAGAACUCUGAAGAUUUCAUGAUUUCUGGUGAAAUUUGGAUAACAGUCGGUGUUAAAGCUGACAUGUCGGAUUCAACUGAAGCUCCAACUCUCCAGGAACGAGUGGACCGUCUGAAGGAGCUCACAGAGUUCACUGAGAACUGUAAACAACAGAUACAGGAUAUAAUUCAAACGCUGGGAUGGUCUCAGGACCAACAAGACCAACAAGACCAGAACAAGGAAGUCCUGGAGCAGUGUCCCUUCGACCCUGACCACAGAGUCCCUGAGAGGAGCAUGGAGAAACACAAAGCCUUCUGCAGCCUCAGGAAGAUGGGAUACACAGCUGAGGAGCAGGAAGAGCUGGUGGACCCUGCCGUUUGUUACGAGAACACCAGUGUGAGAACCUUCACCAUGGACAAACCCACCCAGCACCAGGUGAUCCUGCAGGCCCGGUCUGCGGCUCCACUGAUGAGGAUGGAGGGAGUCUUCUGGCAAGGUGUGAGCUCAGACUGGGACAUGCUUAUAUGGAGCAUCCUAAUCACACACUCAGUAGAAACCCUCACAGUGCAGAUGAAAGACUGACCACUAGGUGUCACUACAGACUCAUUCUCAGCUAUCCUCUGUUAACACACAAGUUUAACUUGCCUCUUAACAUUA